Molecule: messenger RNA, 3271 nt
Organism: Scatophagus argus
Lineage: Eukaryota; Metazoa; Chordata; Actinopteri; Scatophagidae
Gene: kcng3
Product: potassium voltage-gated channel, subfamily G, member 3
Exons: 2
Coding region: 599-1870 (423 amino acids)
Biological process (GO): protein homooligomerization; potassium ion transmembrane transport
Cellular component (GO): voltage-gated potassium channel complex; membrane
Molecular function (GO): protein binding; delayed rectifier potassium channel activity
Source: RefSeq, a predicted model, not a curated record
CAGGGAUAUUGGGAGAAGUCAUAGUUCUUAACCUAUCAUAAUCUUAACAUUAUAUCAUAUAAACUCAGCAAACAAAAUUUAAGUCCUGGACAUAAAAUAACACUGGAUACAAUCGAACAAAUGUUGUGCACAAAUCCCUAAAGAGUUAUCACAAUGAUUUUAUUCACGGUUGUUGAUGAUUUUCAAUGUGCUUCCGUAAACUGGACGGGAGGGAAAUAAACUGUAAGAUAAGUAGAUGGAGUCAUUGUCUACUUUGAGUAAAAUGUGUGUAAACUGACACUAUCAUUUUUCUCUGUAGAGUUUUUCACUGCUCGCGCGUGUCCCCCCGAGCGCGCGCGUGUGACAUCAUUGAUGGGAUUGGCUCCCCUUGACUGGGGUGGAGAGUCUCUUCCACAGUCUACAGAGGGAGAAGGAGAGGAGAGAGGGACAGAGAAAAUAGUUUCCAUCAGCCACGGAGCUCAGCACAGGGCCACCUUCACUCAGACUGAACCACGCCCCGGGGACAGGGGAGAGUGUGCCUCCCCCCAAGUGUCCAAACUCCUGUUAUGGAGGGGGGAAUGGACGGUGAAGAGUUUUAGUCAGGGUACAGGUUGACAAGAUGAAGUUCGGGAAGAGCAUCUGCGUGCUCAACGUAGGGGGAACCCGGUACGCCUUCACCCGUGAGGUGAUCAGGGACUUCCCUCUCCGGCGCGUCAGUCGCCUGCAUGCUUGCGCAACCGAGAAAGAGGUCCUGGAACUGUGCGACGACUACGACCGGGACCGGAAUGAGUUUUUCUUCGACCGCCACGCGCAGGCAUUCGUGUUCAUCAUGCUGUACGUGCGCUCCGGUAAACUCCGCUUUGUCCCCGGAGUGUGUGAGCUGUCCUUCUACACAGAGAUGCUCUACUGGGGACUGGAGAGCGCGCACUUGGACUCCUGCUGUCAGAAACGUCUGGACGACAGGAUGUCCGAGAUCGGACUGGACAGUUUGUCCGAAGUGGACAUCGGAGUGUCAGGGGAUGAGCCCCAGUGCACGAGCGAACCGGUGCAACGGACUGCGCUCACCGGUCGCGCUAAAUGGCUCGAGAAGAUGCGCAAAGCUUUCGAGGAGCCAAACUCUUCGCUUGCGGCACAGCUUUUGGCUUCGGUGUCCGUGAUGUUUGUGAUCGUUUCUAUGAUCAUGUUGUGUGCCAGCACCCUGCCGGACUGGGAUACAGCCAAGAGAAAUGCAGUGGAGGAGCACAGGAUAGUGGAGGCCGUUUGCAUUGGCUGGUUUACAGCAGAGUGCAUAGUGCGCUUUCUGGUGGCCAGAAACAAGUGGGAAUUCCUUCGACGGCCGCUGAACAUCAUCGAUGUGAUUGCCAUCACCCCCUAUUAUGUCACAAUGGCGUUGGCCCGGGCAGGGAUGCCAGGUGCCGGGCUCGGGGUUGCCGGGGUGAUACUGCGGGUGCUGAGGAUGAUGCGAGUGUUCUGGCUCAUGAAGUUAGCCAGACACUUCCUGGGCCUGCAGACACUGGGGCUGACGCUCACGCGCUGCUACCGGGAAAUGGUCAUGCUGAUGGUGUUUGUCUGCGUCGCCAUGGCAAUAUACAGUGCUCUUGCCCAGCUGCUAGAGCACGGCUUAGACUUGGGAACACAGAACCCGGACUAUGCCAGCAUCCCAGCUGCCGCCUGGUGGGUCAUCAUUUCCAUGACAACAGUGGGGUACGGGGAUGUGUACCCUGUGACAAUUGGGGGACGAGUGCUUGGGGGAAUGUGCGUGGUGAGCGGCAUCGUUCUCUUGGCACUGCCCAUCACAUUCAUCUACCACAGUUUUGUACAGUGCUACCAUGAACUCAAACACCGUUCUGCCAGAUAUGCACGCAGCCUGUCGUCGGAGGUCCUGCAGUGAACAUGCUUUUGUAUCGACACGCCAAUGGCUCUGCCUACAACAGAAUGACAUUCAGCAAACCAGUGAACCUGCUGAUCCCAGCGCGAAAUAAUGAUCAACUUUGUGUCCUGCCCUGUUUCCUGCACCUGAGCUGCACCUGGUUUUGUUCGGCUUGUCCAAUCCCUGCCUGUCUUUAACCAGCAUGCUCCAUUAUGGCAGAAGAAUAGAAAUACACACAUAAUUAUUCAUCAAACAAUCCAGUUCUGACAGUAGCUGCUGUUUACACUGUAUUCCCAUGGUUACACCAUUGGUAGAGAGGAUUGCUUUUUUUGUAUGCUGCAUCAAAUGCUGUGUGUGUGUGGCUGUCAGCCCUUCACUUUGUCUUAGCUUUGCACCCAGAUGGUACAAGUUACACAAGAUUGAUGUGUGACCUACAUGCAUUCUGCCAAACCUGUGAAACAUAGAAAAGGAGUGAACAAGUGGGUGCUGGGCUUUGUGUGUAUAAAGGUCUUAAGCCAAUGAUAAUGAAAUAUGGAGACAGGUCAGCCAGGACUGCAAGGUGGCAGACAAAUAAAGGGGAGACAGAUAUGACAGGGCAGAUGGAGUGUGAAAUGGAGCAUGAAAGAUUAUGGGACAAAAAUGACAACGAUGGCAGAAUGUGGAGCAAGCUUGAGCACAAAGAAUGAUGAGAUGGAGUGUGUACUGCUUUCCAUUUGCGGGUGAAUGUAAGGCAUUUUGUAUUUCUGCGUCUCCAAGGCAACCUCAUCCUCCAACAUGUCAAUCAUGAUGGUGGUUAAUUUGUGUGCACACGAACAGCCAACAUCCACACACACACACACACACACACACUUCUCUUGGGGGGCACAUAGCAUUUUUGUUCUGCAGUUGGGAAAAUGACAUCAGAGGAUGACUUGAAAUUACUAAAAAAAGAAAAAAGAAAAAGAGUGGGAAAAAAAUGAACAGUAGAGGAUGUCACAGAAGACGACUCUGACAUUCAUGAUGCAGACAUGCUUGCCUUGUUCAUGGUUUGCCAAGAUGAUACGAUUUGUUGAAGAGACACACGAUCCAAACAAACAAGUCAACACCUCUCCCACACAACAGCCUUUCUCCCUGCAUCUCUUCUCCUCUUCCUCCUGUUGCCAUCAACUAUCCACCUCUUACACACACACACACACACACACACACACACACACACACACACACACUCCAUCCCUGGUCUCUCUGUUGCAAGGAAAUUAAAAAUUAACUAAUCUGUUCAUUAUUAGUCUGUUCUUAAAUCGAAAGUUUAUGUUUGUUGUUUUGUCAUAAACUUUGCAGUCGAGUUUAGUAUGUGUUGUAGACAGUACAUAUCUCAAUAUCCUUGUUGUUGUGUUAUUAGUGUGCUUUUAUUGUAGUAUAACAGUCCCACAGCCCCCCCCCCCC